Molecule: messenger RNA, 796 nt
Organism: Impatiens glandulifera
Lineage: Eukaryota; Viridiplantae; Streptophyta; Magnoliopsida; Ericales; Balsaminaceae
Product: phosphoglycerate mutase-like protein 1
Exons: 9
Coding region: 18-767 (249 amino acids)
Cellular component (GO): cytoplasm
Molecular function (GO): phosphatase activity
Source: RefSeq, a predicted model, not a curated record
AAAAUCCUUAUCUAGACAUGGAUGAUACUGUCAGUGUAACUAAUUUAUACCCACUUCAUCGCUGUAAAACAAUUCACCUGGUAAGGCAUGCCCAAGGGUUCCAUAAUGUAGCAGGAGAAAAGGAACAUAGUGCUUACAUGUCAGAAGAGUUUUUUGAUGCAAAACUCACAGAUCUUGGCUGGCAGCAGGUUGACAAUCUGCGCAAACAUGUUCAUUCAUCUGGAAUUGAUCAGAAGGUUGAAUUAGUAAUUGUUUCUCCAUUGUUAAGGACCUUGCAAACUGCAGUGGGUGUUUUUGGCGGUGGUUACACAAAUGAGACAGAAGAUCUCCUAAUGGUGGAAAAUGCUUUGGACAGUAACCGAGCUGCAAUCUCAAGCCUAGAUUGUCCUCCUUUCCUAGCAGUAGAGCUUUGUCGAGAACGAUUGGGAGUACAUCCAUGUGACAGGAGGAGAAGCAUUAAUGAAUACAGACCUGUUUUCCCUGGAAUUGAUUUUUCCCAGAUUGAGAGUGAUGCCGACAUUAUGUGGAAACCUGACAUAAGAGAGAAGAAUGAAGAUGUUGGCAUCAGGGGAAUGCAAUUCCUGAAUUGGUUAUGGACAAGGAAAGAGCGAGAGAUUGCGGUUGUGACUCACAGUGGUUUAUUGAUUAAUACUAUGACUGCAUUUGCAAAUGAUUGUCACCCAUCCAUGAAGAUUGAGAUAAGCAAACCAUUCAAGAAUUGUGAACUUCGUUCACUAGUUAUGAUUGACAGAUCAGGGAUACAAUAAACUACAUAUUAAUGCAAAUACUAUAUCGA